AUGGACUCCUACUCUUUCGCGACUUCGGAUGCGCUCGACCAUCCUGUCAGCAUCAGGAUAAUCGGUCUUGAGGGAGACGAGCCGCCUUUUCGCCAGUCUACGCUUCUCGAGAGCCCGGCGCUCCGCCAUGUUGGAUCCAACAUAAGCCCCCAUUCCGAUCUCUACGUGACAGUCCAGGUUUGGGCAGGAUCCAAACCACUUACUGUCCCCAUCCAGACUGCGUAUAAGUCGUUUCGAUCGGAGAGAAGGUGGAACGAAUGGUUGACCCUUCCGAUAACCUACUCGAACUUGCCUCUUAAUUCAUGCCUUGCGAUAACGUUGUGGGAUCUUUCCCCGGCGAGCGAAACCCCCGGAAUCGGCCACACCAUACCCUUCGGAGGCACUACGCUGCCCAUGUUCGACAAGGAUAACCAGCUCCAGAAAGGAAGGCAAAAGUGUACAGUCCACAGGCAUAAGAAAGCGGACGGAAACGAUAACACGAUAACUCCCGCGUUUGAAUCCAAGAAGAGGGGCGCCGCUCGAAAGGGCGAACUGGCGCCUGUGGACAAAGAUGCCGAAGAGCAGGAGAGGAUGGAGAAGCUGUUUAAGAAGCACGAGAUGGGCGAGAUUCCCAGAGUUGAGUGGCUUGACCAGCUGGUCUUUCGCGGGUUCGAGAAAAAAACAGCAAAUGCCUCGAUCAGAGCCAUGCAACGCCAGCGCAUAGGCACCAGCAACGAACUGAACGCCGACGCGAAAGCUCUCGCCAAAACCAACGGCGGCCCAAGCGCUCUCGCCGAACGGAACAGCCGCCCAUCGAAAUUCGUCCUGAAUGUCGAACUCCCGCGUUUCGAUUUCCCCGUCGUCUUUGCUGACCGAGAAUACCCACCACCGGCCAUAUCUACACUUCAACACCUAUCGAUCUCCCAGUCGAACGUACUGAAGCCGCCGCCGGAGGUCCAGUUCGGCCCAGGAAUCAACGCCGUCGGCGAUGCCUCGGCCAACUCAAAUAACCGCCUCGUGAGGAUAUAUGAUCCGGAAGUUGGGGCCCGCGACAACCCAGCCGAUGCCAAGCACCGAAGGCUGUUCCGAAGUGCACAUAGAAACGGAAUUAUGGAUAAGGAUCUAAAGCCGAACGCCAAGGUGCGAGAUGAGUUGAACCUCAUCAUGUCCUACGGCCCCACUCACGCCCUUACCCCAGAGGAGAUGGACAUGGUUUGGAAAUUCCGCUAUCAUCUCACUAGAGAUAAGAGAGCCCUCACCAAGUUUGUGAAAUCUGUGAAUUGGCAAGAAGCUACCGAAGCAAAACAAGCUGCCCAGUUACUUAACAGGUGGACCGCGAUCGAUGUUGACGACGCACUGGAGCUUUUCGGGCCAUCUUUCGACAGCCCCAUCGUACGAGCCUACGCGGUCGAGAGGCUACGGAAAGCCAACGACCAUGACUUGCUACUUUACCUCUUACAGCUCGUGCAGGCGCUUAAAUAUGAGCACAUCGUUGCUUCCGGUGAAGAGGGCACACAGGAUUCAUCUCUGGCCCGCUUCCUCAUAGCGCGCGCAGCAGACAACUUCAAACUUGGAAAUUACUUCCACUGGUAUCUCAUGGUGGAAUGCGAUGAUAGCAGUCCCGAUCAAGACAUAGACUACCGAAACAUAUACCGCAAGGUGGCGUAUGACUUCAUGGUAGAACUUGUUAAACGGCCCAAUGGCGCCGAGAUGAGGAAGGCGCUGCUCAGACAGGCAGAACUAAUCACCAUCUUAUCGAAAAUCUCGGGCGAUAUCAAGUUGUCUAGCGAGUCCAUUCCCAAGAAAAUCGAGAGAGUCAAGCAUUUCUUGCACGAUCCCAAGAAUGAGCUUCUUCAUAUCGACCCACCCUUACCUCUUCCUCUAGACCCGGAAGUCAAGGUUGUCGGCGUUAUUCCGGAGGAGACGACGGUUUUCAAAUCGUCGCUCUGCCCAAUCAAAGUGACUUUUAGGACGGCGACGGGCGGACGCUACCCCAUCAUCUUCAAAACGGGAGAUGACCUCCGGCAGGAUCAGCUCGUGAUCCAGAUUAUCACUUUGAUGGACCAACUUCUGCAAAAAGAGAAUUUGGAUCUCAAGCUAUCGCCUUACAAGAUUCUGGCCACGAGCACGACCGCCGGAGCCUCGCAGUUUGUCCCAUCCGUCAGCUUCCAGAGCAUCGCGUCCAAAUACAGCAACCCAGCCUUGACUUAUCUCAAACAGAACAACCCGGAUGACAGGGAGCCUCUCGGAAUUCGUUCCGAAGUCCUCGACACGUACGUCAAGUCCUGUGCAGGCUAUUGUGUCAUCACAUAUAUCCUAGGCGUUGGUGACAGGCACUUGGAUAACCUGCUUCUUGCGCCAGAUGGACACUUCUUCCACGCCGACUUCGGAUUCAUUCUCGGCCGCGAUCCCAAACCAUUUGCACCGGUCAUGAAGCUGACUAAGGAAAUGGUGGACUGCAUGGGCGGUGUCCAGUCAGAACACUACAAGAUGUUCAAGCAGUACUGCUUCCUGGCAUAUGCGGCUCUGCGAAAGUCAUCGAACCUCAUUUUGAAUUUAUUCAGUCUUAUGGUCGAUGCCAAUAUCCCUGACAUUAGACUUGAGCCGGAUAAGGCCGUCAUCAAGGUCAAGGAGCGGUUCCAUCUUGAGAUGGGCGAAGAAGACGCCAUCCGCUGCCUGGAGAGAGUGAUUGAAGACUCACUUCAGGCACUUGCUCCUGUUGUUAUAGAUAAACUUCACGAACUGGUUCAGGCUUUCAGGGCAUAG
Messenger RNA from Scedosporium apiospermum, 2745 nucleotides. RefSeq names its product Phosphatidylinositol 3-kinase vps34. Gene Ontology annotation, biological process: phosphatidylinositol-3-phosphate biosynthetic process; autophagosome assembly; phosphatidylinositol-mediated signaling. Bases 1 to 2745 code for a protein of 914 amino acids. Lineage: Eukaryota; Fungi; Ascomycota; Sordariomycetes; Microascales; Microascaceae. The transcript is spliced from 4 exons. The record is from RefSeq and is a predicted model, not a curated record. Gene Ontology annotation, cellular component: peroxisome; phosphatidylinositol 3-kinase complex, class III, type II; phagophore assembly site. Gene Ontology annotation, molecular function: 1-phosphatidylinositol-3-kinase activity.